Molecule: messenger RNA, 714 nt
Organism: Dracunculus medinensis (Guinea worm)
Lineage: Eukaryota; Metazoa; Nematoda; Chromadorea; Rhabditida; Dracunculidae
Source: the annotation of a GenBank genome assembly
AUGGAAUUGGGCCAUACGAGUUGCACGAGUUAUAAUGGUUGUAUUUCAUCGACGAAACCUUUUUUUUUACAAUUACCUUCUGAUAAAGUUUCAAUAAAGCGAAAAAUUUUGGCAUUUGAUGAUGAAGCAAUCCGCCAAGCAGUUAGUGAAAUAACACGUGAGGAACGUAUCGAAUUAGAGGAAAUGGAAAUCUUUGCCAAAGAAUUUAAACGAAAACGUAUAAAUUUCGGUUUGACUCAGAAUGAUGUUGGCAUAGCUUUAGGUUAUCGAUUUGGCGUUGAUUUCUCACAGACAACUAUUUCACGCUUUGAAGCCUUAAAUCUGUCCUUUAAUAAUAUGAGCAAAUUAAAACCACUGUUAGAGGAAUGGCUAGCAUAUGUGGAAGCUGCUAUAGCGAAUGGUGCAACAAUUCACUACUUGCUUGAAGCUACUCCAAACCAUUCGCAGAAUCAGUUUCUCGGUAAUCUUUUUGGGGCGUCAAAUUCUGGUACCUCUAACACACCAGGAAUGAAUGAAUCUAGGGCACUUUUAAGAAAACGCAGAAAACGAACAAAUCUUGAUUUGUCUCAAAGAGUGCCACUAGCUUUAUAUUUCAAAUUAAAUCCGCGACCAGACCAUGAUAAAAUUGCCAAACUGGCGGAAAUACUGGAAUUGGAUCGUGAUGUUGUUCGUGUAUGGUUUUGCAAUCGUAGGCAAAAAAUUCGUGGAAAGUAG